CUGUUGUGAACACUGGUGCCAGUAUGAACCUGCAGACUCCAGUCCAGGCUGUGUAUCGGGGAGACUCAGUGACUCUGGUCUGUUCUGGUCCUGCUCAGAGACAGUUACUCUUUUUCAAAAAUGGAUCACCUGUUCAACAUCAGCCUCAGCACAAAUCUACAACAACAGUCCAACUGAAGAUCACAGUGUCAGAAUCAGACGAGGGUCAGUACUCCUGUGGGAUCAAUGAGGAAGUACAGUCACACCCCUGGAGACUCACAGUAACACAAACACAACGCACUGUCACUGUGAGACCAUGGCCCUCAGUUAUUCCAGUAGGGGGCAGUGUGACUCUGAGCUGUGACAUAGAGGGGUUUACAGGGGGAUACAGAUGGUUCAGACGUAGUUAUUCUCAAACUGACACAUUACCUGAGACCUCACAGAGAGUCAGUGUCUCCAGAGGAGGAGAGUACAGCUGCAGAGGACAGGACCAGUUCAUCCUCACACCUCAAAGUCCUGCAGUCACUGUCAGACAAACUGUUCCCAAACGAGUGUCUCUGACUCCAAACUGGUCUAAGUUAUUUGUGGGAGAGAGUCUGAGUCUGAUCUGUGAGGUGGAGGGAGCAGACACAGAGUGGACCUAUCACUGGAGCAGGAACAGACUGAACCUACCUCCAACAACCAGAGAAUACAGAGUGUCCAGAGUGACUGAGUCUGACACAGGAGCCUACAGCUGCAGAGCCCAGAGAGGCCCACACCUCACCACUGUGUGGAGCAGCACCACCACUGUCACUGUACUCAACAAACCUCAGGUCACAGUGAGUGGAGCCUCAGAGGUGCCAACAGGGGGCAGUGUGGAGCUGCUCUGCUCUGUCUCUCCACCUUCCUCUGGGUGGAAAUAUGACUGGAGCAGAAAUGAGCAGCUCUUUAAACAGUCUUCAUCUGAGGCACAGGUCUCAGUGUCAGAGGGAGGGGAGUACCAGUGCAGAGCCAGCAGAGGGCGCCCUCCCUACUUCACUGAGCACAGCCUGAAGUUCAGACUCAGAGCCACUGUCCCCAGCCCCUCUGUCUCUGUGGACCCCCCCUGGUCUCAGCUGUUCUCUGGAGAGCAGCUCUCUCUCACCUGUAACGCUCACGGAGCAGACGCUGAGUGGACGUUUGAAUGGAGGAGAUCUGGACAGAGCCUGAAGCACAAACAAAGAGAAAUGACCAUAAGAGCAGCAGUGAAGGACAGAGGGCCCUACAGCUGCAGAGGAGUCCUGCCACACACAGUCACUGAGUGGAGCCGCCCCCUCACACUAAAUGUGUCUGACAGAGCCCCCCGUCCUGUCCUGUCAGCGUCUGUGUCCUGGCUCAGUCCUGGGGCCUCUGUCUCUCUGAGCUGUGCUGUGACAGCGCCCUCUGCAGGAUGGAGCUUUCACUGGUACAGGGCUGUUCCUCAGUCAGAGUCUUACACAUAUGAGCGGCUCCCGGGGGCCAGUGCCGGCUCUAAACAGGACUCCUUCAUCCUCCAGGGCCUCAACCACUCAGCAGCGUUUGUGUGUCGAACAGAAAGAGGAAGUCCCGCCUUCUCCUCUGAACACAGUGACCCCGCCUUUGUCUGGUCUGGAGAUGCUGAGUCUCCAGUGUCUCUCUCGGUCAGUCCUGACAGAGCACAGCACUUCACUGAUGAUGUCAUCACUCUGAGUUGUGGGUUCAACUCCACUGGAGCAGACAGCACAGUCUGGAGGAGGUUUUCUGAUCACAGAUUAUCACAACAGUGUAAUUGGACUAAAUCUAAAUGUGAGUUUAGUUUACGUGAGGAAACCAGUGCAGUGUUUUGGUGUGAGUCUGGAUCAGGAGAAAUGAGCAAUGCCGUCAACAUCUCAGUCCACAGGGACAUCAUCCUUAUGAGCCCAGUGAGUGCAGUGACUGAGGGACAGUCUGUGUCUCUCAGCUGUAAACUGAACACAGGGACUUUUACUUCAGUUCAAUUUUAUAAAAAUGGAAAAAUGAUUCAAAAUGGGACUGAACCAGAGCUCAACAUCACUGCAGUGUCCAGGUCUGACCAAGGCUUUUAUAAAUGUGAGGGACAACGGAAACUACGGCCAACACCAAAGACUGUCAUAUCUCCAGAGAGUUGGAUGUCGGUUAAAACUGUUCCUGUGUCUAUAAAUGAGACAUUUCCUGUGGUGUGGGUGGUUGGACCUGUGUGUGCAGUGGUUUUACUCAUUCUGCUGCUGCUUCUGUGGCACCACAUAAAAAAUAAAGGCCAAAGCUCGUCCAGUGAGAAUGAAACAGGGGCGGGACAAGACGACCAGCAGCAACUGUACUCAUCUCUUCUCCAUGGCGACGUUUGUGUGUAUGAAACUAUCAAAGACAAAAGAAACAGGGAUGAUGAACAGCUUGGGGACUACAGCAAUUUACCGCUCAGGUCUGUCCAAACGACCUGAGCUGAGAUGAAAGAGUUUUUCUGGACAACAACUAAAACACACAGUAAAAAACUUCAUAUGAUACAAAUGGACCACAGCCUUAAAGCUACACUGUGUAACUUUUCUGGUUGAGUUCUGUCUCUCGCUUGUUUCCGUGGAGAUGUUAUUACUUUGUUUGGAUUGUUCUGAUAUCAAAUGUGUCUAUGUUGGAUUAUUCAGGUCCAUGUUUAUCUACCUUGAAAAAAAGAUUCUUUGUGUCAUUGGGGUCGCCUCUCCACAGAUCUGACCUGUACAUUAUCUUGUUUAAUGCCAUAUUAUGUAACAUUUCAAUCUGCAAGUGUUUUUCAGUGAUGUUUUUCCAGUCUCUGCCUUCACCAGACUGAACGUGACAAAUGUUGAGAUCUUUUAAAAACAUGAUGAUUCAUUUUUGUUUGUUUAGUCAAAGCUCCUUUUGUAAUGGGAUGAUAAACCUGUAUGGACCUAAUGUACAUAUAUUUAUGUUAUGUUGGAUUAUUUUAAGUUCAACAAUUAGUUCAUUUUUGUAAUUAUGUGCAGUUUGACUUUUAUGUAAUUUGGCAGUGGCCUUUUUAAGGUUUGACUGUCGACUUCCCUGUUUUCUUUCAGUUCAUCGUUAUCUCUUUGUAA
Messenger RNA from Periophthalmus magnuspinnatus, 3035 nucleotides. Its product is annotated as carcinoembryonic antigen-related cell adhesion molecule 5-like. Gene Ontology annotation, biological process: cell surface receptor signaling pathway. Lineage: Eukaryota; Metazoa; Chordata; Actinopteri; Gobiiformes; Gobiidae. Bases 24 to 2411 code for a protein of 795 amino acids. The transcript has 15 exons. Gene Ontology annotation, molecular function: transmembrane signaling receptor activity. The record is from RefSeq and is a predicted model, not a curated record.